Messenger RNA from Brachypodium distachyon (stiff brome), 1707 nucleotides. Its product is annotated as oryzain beta chain. Gene Ontology annotation, cellular component: lysosome. The transcript is spliced from 5 exons. Gene Ontology annotation, molecular function: cysteine-type endopeptidase activity. NCBI's taxonomy places the organism in Eukaryota, Viridiplantae, Streptophyta, Magnoliopsida, Poales, Poaceae. The record is from RefSeq and is a predicted model, not a curated record. Bases 114 to 1526 code for a protein of 470 amino acids.
AAGCCCAAACCCACCUUCCAAAUCGAAAACAACAAAAGAAGAAAAACUCGAAAAAGGUUUUCGGUAGACAGAGAGCGACGCCCGUCUCCACGUCGCACACGCCGGGCGCAACCAUGGCGAGCGCCGCGGGGCUCCUGCUGCUGCUGAUCCUCGCCGUGUCUGGCUUCGGCGCGUGCGCGGCGGGUCCCGACAUGUCGAUCAUCUCCUACAACGCGGAGCACGGGGCGCGCGGGCUGGAGCGGACGGAGGCGGAGGCCAGGGCCAUCUACGGCCUCUGGCGCGCCGAGCACGGGUCCGGGAACUCCAACUCGCUCGGGGAGGAGGAGCGCCGGUUCAGGGCGUUCUGGGACAACCUCCGCUUCGUCGACGCCCACAACGCGCGCGCCGCCGCCGGGGAGGAAGGGUUCCGCCUGGGGAUGAACCGGUUCGCGGAUCUCACCAACGACGAGUUCCGCGCCGCCUACCUCGGGGUCAAGGGCGCCGGCCAGAGGAGGUCGGCCCGUGCUGGUGUUGGGGAGAGGUACAGGCAUGAUGGGGUCGAGGAGCUGCCGGAGGCCGUCGACUGGAGGGAGAAGGGGGCCGUCGCCCCCGUCAAGAACCAGGGCCAAUGCGGAAGUUGCUGGGCUUUUUCUGCAGUCAGCGCAGUAGAAAGCAUUAACCAACUUGUUACUGGUGAGCUGGUCACAUUGUCUGAGCAGGAGCUUGUGGAGUGUGACAUCAAUGGGCAGAGCAAUGGAUGCAACGGGGGACUUAUGGAUGAUGCCUUUGAUUUCAUCAUAAACAACGGCGGCAUUGAUACUGAAGAUGACUAUCCUUACAAAGCCUUGGAUGGCAAAUGCGAUAUCAACAGGAGAAAUGCGAAGGUGGUGAGCAUUGAUGGCUUCGAAGAUGUUCCUGAAAAUGAUGAGAAAUCGCUGCAGAAGGCCGUUGCUCACCAGCCCGUUAGUGUUGCUAUUGAAGCUGGUGGCCGAGAGUUUCAGCUCUACCAUUCGGGUGUCUUCACUGGAAGGUGUGGUACAGAACUCGACCAUGGUGUGGUAGCCGUUGGCUAUGGCACUGAGAACGGCAAGGACUACUGGAUUGUCCGCAACUCAUGGGGUCCGAAGUGGGGUGAGGCUGGGUACCUCCGCAUGGAGCGCAACAUUAACGCCACCACUGGGAAGUGCGGUAUAGCCAUGAUGUCAUCGUACCCCACCAAGAAGGGCGCUAACCCACCCAAGCCAUCUCCGACGCCCCCCACGCCACCGACCCCCCCUCCACCAGUCGCCCCUGACCACGUCUGUGAUGAGAAUGUCUCUUGUGCAGCAGGCAGCACCUGUUGCUGUGCUUUUGGCUUCAGGAACAUGUGCCUGGUAUGGGGCUGCUGCCCAGUCGAAGGCGCCACCUGCUGCAAGGAUCACGCCAGCUGCUGCCCACCGGACUACCCUGUGUGCAACAUCAAGGCUGGAACUUGCUCCGCGAGCAAGAACAGGACACUGACUGUCAAGGCCUUGAAGCGCACCCUUGCUAAGCCAAACGUCGCAUGAAGUCACUUCGGCGAAGCAAAGUUGAAAUUCAAAAUUUGGACCUGGCUCCUUUUGUAUUAGUACUGCUUACGUUCUAGUAGUAAAUUUGCUUUUAUCUCAUUGUACAUAGAUCGCUACCGUCUGUACUCUCUUUGGUGCUGUCCUCAAGAAUAUUCUUUAACUGAUCGUGUCUCUUACGCCA